AUGGCUACUGAAUUGACUGUGCAAUCUGAAAGAGCUUUCCAAAAGCAACCUCACAUCUUCACCAACCCAAAGGCCAAGGCCACCAGAAGAUCUAAGAGAUGGGUCAAGAACGUUGGUUUGGGUUUCAAGACCCCAACCACCGCCAUCGAAGGUUCUUACAUUGACAAGAAGUGCCCAUUCACCGGUCUUGUUUCCAUCAGAGGUAAGAUUUUGACUGGUACCGUCGUCUCCACCAAGAUGCACAGAACCAUCAUCAUCAGAAGAGAGUACUUGCACUACGUUCCAAAGUACAACAGAUACGAGAAGAGACACAAGAACUUGGCCGCUCACUUGUCCCCAGCUUUCCGUGUUGCCGAAGGUGACAUCGUCACUGUUGGUCAAUGUAGACCAAUCUCCAAGACUGUCAGAUUCAACGUUGUCAAGGUUGCCUCUGCCGCCAAGUCUAACAAGCAAUUCUCCAAGUUCUAA
This is a messenger RNA of Babjeviella inositovora NRRL Y-12698, 468 nucleotides long. Its product is annotated as 40S ribosomal protein uS17. The transcript is spliced from 2 exons. Gene Ontology annotation, biological process: translation. Gene Ontology annotation, cellular component: cytosolic small ribosomal subunit; ribosome. The coding region runs from base 1 to 468 and encodes 155 amino acids. The record is from RefSeq and is a predicted model, not a curated record. Lineage: Eukaryota; Fungi; Ascomycota; Pichiomycetes; Serinales. Gene Ontology annotation, molecular function: structural constituent of ribosome.